AUGGCAUCCAACCUGAUCUUCGCCCAUCCGUGUUUCUUUCAUUCAGUCUACGCGCGAUGCUCGCCGACGUCCACUCGUUUCCUCGACAAUUUGCCUUGGUUUAAUUGUUAUGCAUUUCUUCCACUCAAACAGAUUCACAGCAUGGAAUGUUUCUCUGAAACAACGUCUUCCACCGACUCGUCCUGCAAAUCAUCAUCGCGAAUCCGAUAUGUUCCUGGAACCCCAAAGCCUCCAAUAGAGCCUCCUCGAAGACGCUCUUCUCUGUUCUUCGCCAGAGUUUUACAGCAUAAUUGCUCUCCAAUCACCCCUAGUCCAAGCCCCACUGCUGACGAAAAGGCCAUGUUUGGGAAGAACACUCCACCGAACAAUCAUGACCUCCUAGUAGGAUGUUCGCCGGCAGAGAAGUCGCUCACAACCCCUGGCCAUGUGGCACAGAUGCAAAAGUUGUUCCAGUCCGCCAAAGCCUCAUUGAGAAUGGAUAUUCGAUUUGCCGCAUCACCUGCUGGCUCCAUUGACUCUAGAAUUCCUACAAGUUCUACCAAGCCUGCGUCUUCCCCGGAUGGCAGCCCGCCAAUCCCUGACACCAACUCCAAAAGCUGGAGGUAUUCCACUGCACCCAAAUUUUUGGCUGAAGUUGAGCUUGACGUCAGAGAGCCAUUUCCUCAAGUAUCUCCCCAGCUUCCAGACUUGCCUGAUAGCGAUCUAGACCAAGCAGAAGGUCUCGCAAGCGAACCACUCAGCAGUGGUUUCACCUCUCCAACAUGUCGACGAAUGAUGCUAAAUAAAAGCUAUGACUCGGAACAGAGUCGUAGCAGAGCCACCCUUGAUACUAAUGCCAGUCCUGAAAGCUCCGCCAUUAGCUUAGAUGCAGCCUUCGACCAGAGCAACCUGGAUGGCCACCGAUUUCAAAAUUCCUAUUUUCCAGAGGACCUAACCAAACCCAUGACAACUCUUCGUGUCACAAACGAGCGAGAACUGGACGUGGAUAGUGGCGACAACUCUCCAAUCAUCAUGCACCAGCAACGGAAAUCGGGUGGUAUACAUGGGCAAUCGUCGUUGGUGGUCAAUGGCUCGGACGACUCAAUUACCCUGUCUGCCCCUGCCAAAGCCGCUGCGACUUCAGCAAAGGCGAAAAGAGGCAUUCUAAGUGGUCUAUUUGCCGACCCAUCGGUUGGUAAGCGCAGUCCUGCGUCAAUGUCAUAUGAAAGGCAGGACACAACGACUUUAGACAGUGCAGGGUGUCCAGACCCAUCCGUUCAUUUGCACAGUCAGCUGGUGUUAUGUCCGGAGCCGGGCCUUCACUUUGCCAGCUCCUUCACACCAGCAAAAUGUGCCCGUUUUGAUGGUAGAGGAGGUCCUGCGGCGAUGGUUAUUGAUCCAAACAACAAUCCUCGCUACCCAAGCCUUGGUGUAUCGCAACCACGGGUGACGGCCAACGGCAGCCCUACGCCGGCGUUCAAAGUCAAGUCAACAACAUCACCCGACGGGCUAAGACGUCAGUCUCAUGACUCGUGGUAUUCGAGCCCUCCGCUUCCAGGGUCUCGACAAUACCACAAUCGACCCGGAAGUUCGAAACGAUUUUACACCUCAACCGCAAAUGAACACUUCCAACCAGGUUGGUACUAUGCUCGCGAAAAUCGAAACGAAUCAAAACCACCUGGCCAAGCCAUGUACUCGUUUUCGACCGCAGCCGCCAAAAGGGUAGGCCGUGACCCAGCCCCAGCGUCAAGAAUCCGGGAUGCCUAUAGAACUGAUACGUUGACCCCGCUGGCAAAGCCGCCGAGUAGAUACAAGAAGCACGGCAUCAUUGCUCUUGCCAAUUCACGGGGCGUGGGAAAAUAUUAUGGUAGGUCGGCUUAUACUGCACAAACAUGCCAAGUGGCGUCCAGUGGUCCGCGAUUUUCUGAGGAUGUAAGAUUCAGAAGCAGUCCCCCAAAUUCGAUAGUGGAUCCUUCAGAAUUUUCCCAGGUCAGGAAGCGAGGUCGUGGAGCAGAAACGAGUCCCAUCGAUAUGGUUCGAGAAUCAGUGAUCAACGAGGAUGAAGAAGAUGCCAAUCACGAUCUGAUGUUGGAAGAAGGAGAGGAAGUCAUGGAAGUGGACGAAGAGACACAAGCCGCAGUAAGGAUGAGCCUGUAUGGUGACCCGGGGCGCGGUGGAAUGGUGAAGCCGUUGAAUUCAAACGUGACAUCAUGGAGAAAAGGCCGUGGGCGGGAUGGAUCGAGAAAGAAGCGGCGACCAAGCUACUGGGAUGGAGAUUUGAAAGAGAUAGUUCGAAGUCCAGCGGCGCGGCAUAUUGUCAGUUCGCCCAUACGAAAAGAUGAUGUGAAGUCACAACAAGCCGAGGUAGAGUGGCACGAUUAA
Messenger RNA from Exophiala mesophila, 2361 nucleotides. RefSeq lists its product as uncharacterized. The record is from RefSeq and is a predicted model, not a curated record. Bases 1 to 2361 code for a protein of 786 amino acids. The transcript has 2 exons. Lineage: Eukaryota; Fungi; Ascomycota; Eurotiomycetes; Chaetothyriales; Herpotrichiellaceae.